ACCAUUUUAAAAUUGUCAUUUAAAAUAUUGAAAAUUUUAAAGUUUCAAAAAUGUUUGGUGUUUGAUCAUGUUAUCAUCAUAACCAUCAUCAUCAUUUGAUCAAACAGUGACGACAAAAAUAAUCAUGACACUUGAGCGAAGUAAGCUUCGUCGCUCAAUACCGAUGCUGAAUGAUCUUGAUAGCUAUCUUUAUGAAGAUAUCCGACGUGUUUUCGUUUUCGGUCGCAAUAAUGAUUCAGUAAUAUUUAUCACUCGAAAUGAUCAUGUCUAUUCAUAUGGUCGUAAUAAUUGUGGUUAUUUAGGUAUCGGUAAUCAUCGAAAUGAUAAUGGUGAUUUAAUCAUUGAACCGCAAAAAAUUCAUCAAUUAUGUGGACGAAAAAUCCAGGAAUUUUCCGCCGGUCGUAAUCAUUUAUUGGCAAGAUCAAAAACGGGUAAAAUAUAUUGCUGUGGUAGUAAUGAAUUUGGUCAGCUCGGUAUUAACGAGGAAAUAAAUAUUCCAAAACAAAUAGAAUCAUUAAGUAAUGAAUUUAUAAUCGGUAUUGCUUGCGGUGCAUUUCAUUCAUUAGCAUUAACAAAACGUGGCCAAUUAUUUGGUUGGGGUUUCAAUUUUUGGGGACAAUUAGGUCUAGGUGAUAAUCAUAAUCGUUUUCAGCCAACAUUAUUACGUCGAUUAAAGCGAGAAAAUAUUGUGGAAAUAGCUUGUGGCCAACAUCAUUCAGUGGCAUUAACGCGUUCAGGCCAUCUGUUUACAUGGGGACAUAAUGCAUUCGGACAACUUGGUAUUGGUCAUCACAAUCAUCCGAAUGAUAAACAAUUCAAUUAUUGUAACAUUCCAACCAAAGUGAUUGAUGGCAAUGAUUUUCGAAUCAAACAAGUUACAUGUGGACAAAAUCACGUCCUUGCUUUAAGUAUUGAUGGUCAAAUGUUAGGAUUUGGUUCGAAUUAUUAUGGACAAUUAGGCACCGGAUCAAGGAGAAAUCAAUUCAAACCAAUUCCCAUAUAUACUGAAGACAAAAUCAAUGAUAUUCUUACAUCACCAUUCAGUAAUACAUCAUUGGCGAGAACCAGAAAAAAACGUAAUUCAUUAGUAUUUGGUAAAUGUGGUGAUCAUUGGUUAUUAACACCUAUCGAUACAAAAAUUAUUGAUGAUAAUGAACAAUCACCAUCAUCACAUUCAAUUAUAUCUAAAGAUGAAAAUAAUAAUCCUAUUUCAAAUCCCAUAAUGACUAAUCAUUAUUUAAUGGACAACAAUUCAUCGAUGCUGACGAAGAAGAAAAAUAAAUCCAAUUCACAUGAAAUUUUUGCCGAAAUCAAUCAAUCAACAGCACAUACAACCAAAGUUGUACGACGAUUUAAUCACACUAAUUUAUUCUGGCAGGUUUUAUACCUGAUGAAAAGUAAAUUACCAAAAAUUAAAUAUCAUCAUCGUUCAACAGCAACAAACGAUAAUGAUGAUGAUAAUGAUGAUGGUCGUAUGGGUCAAAAUAGAAACGUUGAACCCAAAUGGAGUGUUGAAAAAUUCAAUAAUCAUCUUCGAAUAUGAUUUAGUAAUUUUAUUUAUUUAUUAACAAAUUUCAUACAUUGCAACAAAAAAAAUCGUAUCUUGACUGCAACUUACAAUGUACAAAACUGUUUUUC
This is a messenger RNA of Dermatophagoides pteronyssinus (European house dust mite), 1638 nucleotides long. RefSeq names its product RCC1 and BTB domain-containing protein 1-like. Lineage: Eukaryota; Metazoa; Arthropoda; Arachnida; Sarcoptiformes; Pyroglyphidae. The record is from RefSeq and is a predicted model, not a curated record.